Arthroderma uncinatum is the source of this 1173-nucleotide messenger RNA. Its product is annotated as vacuolar ATP synthase subunit C. Gene Ontology annotation, cellular component: vacuolar proton-transporting V-type ATPase, V1 domain. The transcript is spliced from 5 exons. Bases 1 to 1173 code for a protein of 390 amino acids. The record is from RefSeq and is a predicted model, not a curated record. Gene Ontology annotation, molecular function: proton-transporting ATPase activity, rotational mechanism. NCBI's taxonomy places the organism in Eukaryota, Fungi, Ascomycota, Eurotiomycetes, Onygenales, Arthrodermataceae. Gene Ontology annotation, biological process: proton transmembrane transport.
AUGUCCAAACAAACAAGAUACAUCCUCCUCUCGCUGCCAAACUCCAUCACCCCUUCACACCACCGUGACGAUGCUCUGGAAGCCAUACGCUCGGCAGUCACGGAUAACGGCAAUGUGGCUCCCUUCGCUGUGCCGGAGUUCAAGAUCGGGACGCUAGACGCCUUGGUGCAGCAGGCGGAUGAACUGGGUAAAGUCGAGGCUCUUUGUGAGAGCGUUGUCGGUAAAGUGGGAGAUGUGCUUUCGAGCGUGCUGGAGGGUGAUGAGGAACAGAUCUCGAGGAUGAAGAUGGUUAAUGAGAGGCCGCUGGAUCAAUACCUGCAGUCCUUCUCGUGGAAUAAGGUCAAAUACAGAGCCGAUAAGUCAUUGGCGGAGUUGAUUGAUUUACUGCAGAAGGAAAUCAACAGCAUUGACAACGACGUGCGAGCAAAAUUCACACAGUAUAACGGUGUCAAAUCGAACCUGGCUGCCCUCCAGCGAAAACAAACCGGGAACCUCUCAACCAAGUCCCUCGCCUCGAUUGUUGACCCUAGCCUCCUGGUACAAGACUCUGAGUAUCUAGAAACCCACCUCAUCGCACUUCCCAGCCGUGACACCAAGGAUUUCCUACGUGUCUAUGAAACUCUCUCGCCCAUGGUGGUGCCACGCUCGUCUAUACUACUAGCCUCAGACGAAGACUACACUCUCUACGGCGUUACGACCUUCAAGAAACACAGCGCCGAAUUUAUCCACAAAUGCCGUGAGAACCGAUGGACGCCGCGCGAAUACAAAUACGUAGAAGACGGCGGAGAAGAGGAACGCAAAGAGAUCGAUCAGGUUGCUGGCGACGCUAAGAGGUUGUGGGGAGAAGCUUUGAGGCUCGGUAAGACAGGAUGGGGCGAGGCUGUGAUGGUGUGGGUGCAUAUCUUUGCACUGAGGAUGUUCGUCGAGACGGUACUGAGGUAUGGGUUGCCGUUAGACUUUACAUCCGUCUUGAUCAAGAGCACGGGCAGGAACGCUAAAAAGAUCAAGGAUGCGCUUGACUCGUCGUAUUCUUACUUGGGCGGUAAUGCGUUUACUCGGGAUAAGAAAGGUCGGGUUCGGAAAGAUGAUCCGAACGAGAUGCAACAAGUUGGUGUUCCCGACACGGCGGCCGAAUAUACAGCUUUUGUAUACUAUGAGUUUGAAGUCGAGUAG